Mercurialis annua (annual mercury) is the source of this 2138-nucleotide messenger RNA. RefSeq lists its product as uncharacterized. The transcript has 3 exons. The coding region runs from base 245 to 1582 and encodes 445 amino acids. NCBI's taxonomy places the organism in Eukaryota, Viridiplantae, Streptophyta, Magnoliopsida, Malpighiales, Euphorbiaceae. The record is from RefSeq and is a predicted model, not a curated record.
AAAACCAAUCAAAAAAAGGAGUUAUAUAGUACAAGUCCCUCAAAUAAUCUCAUUUUUAACGACAACAAACAUCACAACACGUGGAUUAUGUAAGAAACGCGGUUAAGCUCUCUCUUGCUAGUUCUUUCCCCAUGAGAUUAAAUUCUUCAAAAAUUCCGUGCCUACUGAUUUCAAUUUUCUCUUACACGGUGAAAUCCUCUGUUAUGGAUCAUUAAUAAGGGUUUAGGAUUCACUUCAUUGACAUAUGGAUGCUUCAGGAUUAGGGGGUCAGUUUUUAUCAAGUCCAGUAGGUGGAUUAUUAGACCUCGAGUCACCGAUUCUUCGACACCAGCCAACCCAGAUGGGUCGUCCCUCGUUAGCCCAUCAACGUCACAUGAAUUUGAUCGGCGGCCUAGAUAAUAAUGAUCAUCAACCUAUUGGGCUACUGGAAGUGAAAGAUUCUGUCCCGAAAGGAUAUUCCACAAGUUUUAGUAAUGGGAAAGCGGUUAACCACUUUAGUACUGCAAAUGAUAGUAAUCUGAGUGAAGAUGAUGAACCAGAAGAUGGAAAUGGUGAGAAUUCUAGUGGGGCUAAGGGUAUGAAGGGAUCGCCGUGGCAGCGGAUGAAAUGGACGGAUAAUGUGGUUAGGCUUCUUAUAGUAGUGGUCGCUUGUGUGGGUGAUGAUGGUGCAUUGGAGGGUGUCGAGGGACUUAAAAGGAAAUCUGGAAUUUUGCAGAAGAAGGGUAAGUGGAAAACAGUAUCAAAGAUAAUGAUCAGUAAGGGUUGUCAUGUUUCACCGCAACAAUGUGAGGAUAAGUUUAAUGAUUUGAAUAAGAGGUACAAGAGGUUGAAUGAUAUUCUUGGAAGGGGAACUAGUUGCAGAGUAGUGGAGAACCCGGCUCUUAUGGACUCGAUGGUCCAGCUUUCUGCUAAGGCAAAAGAUGAUGUUAGGAAGAUAUUGAGCUCAAAGCAUUUGUUUUAUAAGGAAAUGUGUGCUUACCAUAACGGGCAAAGGAUACCCAAUUGCCAAGAUAUUGAUAUACAAGGCUGUUUGUUGCCUCUUGAAAGGUGCUCAAGAGAUAAUCAUGGCUCAGAGGAGGAGGAAGCUGAGGGACACGAUGAGAGUGAUGAGGAUGAAUCAGAUAAUGAAGAUGAUGAUGAUGAGGCUAAUGAGGAUGGUGAAAGGAAUAAAGUAAAUGAAGAGAAUGGCCAUGUUUGGUCUCGAUCAGGUGGACUUUCCAGCUUUGAGGCUGAAAUGGCUGAGAUUUUUCAAAAUCCUGCAGUAUCAUUGUCGGAGAAAAGGGAGUGGAUAAAGAAACAAAAUUUGCAGCUCCUGGAGCAAAGAGUUAGCAUCCAGGCUCAAGCUUUUGAGCUCGACAAGCAACGGUUCAAGUGGUUAAGAUACUGCAGCAAGAAAGAUAAAGAAUUCGAGAGAUUGAGGCUGGAAAACGAGAGAAUCAGACUAGAGAAUGAGCAAAGUGUAUUGCAACUGAAGCAGAAGCAACUGGAAAUGGAUUUUCGGAGCUCAGAAUCAUCUCGCAAUCCCAAUUCCCUUGACAUCAACAGAUUGCAAGGAAGAGAUCAAACUGAUUCGGAAUCUUAGCGAGCACGAAUACACCUUGGAGACCGUCCGUGUUUAUCUAGAGGUCGGUGUAUUAUUAUUCUUUCGGCAUAAUAUUGUUGUUUAAUUUUGGGAGAUAUUGAUUACUUGGAAGUUGUAACUUUAUUCAGCACAUGUUUUUAGGGGUGUGGAUUUAGUUCAAACCGAAUUAGAAUUUUCCUUUUUCUCAAAACCGGAACGAAUCAAAAUUUCAAGGAAUUAAUAAUUUUCAAAUUGAACCGAACUAGUCGGUUCAAUUGAUUUUUGUUUUUUUUGGUUUGGAUCAGUUUGCACUAAAACUUAACUGAACUUGUUUAUGUACAAAACCGAGCCAAAUCAAAUACUAAUUUUUGAUAAUAUCAAACUAAACCGAACCAAAUUUGUCAAUUUGGUUUGGUUUGGUUUUCGCACAUCCCUACAUGUUUUAUUUGGUUUGGUUUGGUUUUCGCACAUCCCUACAUGUUUUCGUCAACUAAGUAGACAUAUGCCUUGGAGCAGCAUCCCAUAGAAGAACAAAUUAUGUGCAUUUAAAUUGGUUAUUUAUCAUUUAUUCUUACAA